Nezara viridula (southern green stink bug) is the source of this 942-nucleotide messenger RNA. NCBI's taxonomy places the organism in Eukaryota, Metazoa, Arthropoda, Insecta, Hemiptera, Pentatomidae. The record is from the annotation of a GenBank genome assembly.
CCAGGCACUAGUACGCAUCUCAUGAGAAAUUAUUCAUUUUCCUCACAAGAGAUGGAUUUGACUACAAUUGCUUUGCUAUGUUUCAUUAUGUAUUUUCUACCAAUAAUUCUUCCUAGACACAGCCGAUUAAGGUUUUAUUCUUGUUAUACUAGUUAUGUAACUGUAACAUUGACAACUUGUCUUAUUCUUUAUCCACUACAAAUUCUACUACCUUCCAAAGCUUAUAGAAUUCCAGAAACUGUGGCAGAACUAUUUUCUAAAGUAUUGGGUAUAGAAUGGGAGAUAAGAAACCAAAGUAUUCUGGAAAAAUACAAAAAUACAGUAAUUGUAAUUAACCAUCAAUCCAUGUUCGAUUUUUUAGGAUCUAUAAUGGUAUUUAGACCUAUAAUCAAAUAUAUUCCAGCUGUGAAAAAAGAAAUUCAAUAUGUUUUUCCACUUGGACAAACUAUGAAGUUGUUCAAUGUGGCAUUUAUUGACAGAAAAAAUAACCCACACUUAGCUAAGGCUUUACUAAAAGAAAAAUUUAUGGACAAAGAAAAAAAUCUAAUAAUAUACCCUGAAGGAACUCGUAAUCACUAUGGUGAACCAUUCUUACCAUUUAAGAAAGGAGCUUUUAGAAUUGCUGUAGAAUUUAAGAGACCAAUAAUACCAGUUGUCAUAUCACCAUAUUACUUCAUAAAACCAGGAAAAUUUACUGGAGGAAAAAUUAUAAUUUCAUUGUUGGAACCUAUAGACACAGUGGGCCUAAAUGAAACAGAUAUAAAUGACUUGACAGAAAGGACAAGAGAACUCAUGGAAAAAGAAUAUAUAAAACUUAAAAAAGAAGUGAUGUUAAACUCAGAAGAUGACAGAACAAGAUAAAUGAUAUAUUUUAUUUUUAAUUUAAUUUUAACUUUUCUGGAAGAAGAAACAAGAAUUUCAAACAUUCUUUAAGUUGAAAUG